Molecule: messenger RNA, 139 nt
Organism: Entrophospora sp. SA101
Lineage: Eukaryota; Fungi; Glomeromycota; Glomeromycetes; Entrophosporales; Entrophosporaceae
Source: the annotation of a GenBank genome assembly
AUGAAAUAUGCAUCUCAUGGUGAUUUGGGUACUUAUCUAAAAUCAAAUUAUAAGGACUUAAAAUGGGCAGAAAAACUAGAUAUUUUAUUAAAUUUUUCUGAAGGAUUAUCAUUAAUUCAUGAAAAUGGUUGUAUUCAUC